AUGCGACAUGUCAACGGCAAUACGCCUACUCAAAUUAAAGACGAGUUGGACGCUGGGUACGGGGACUCUGCACCAUCAUUUGUCACCGUGAAAUUUUGGGCAGCUGAAUUUAAACGUAGCCGUACCAACUUGGGUGACGAUGAACGUUUGGGAUGGCCAAAAACUGCAACCACUGACGAUAACAUCGCUCAAGUUCACCAAAUGGUGCUAGACAACCGUCGAAUUAAAGUUAGAGAGAUAGCAGAGGCUGUGAACAUGUCUAAAGAACGUGUUUCUCACAUAUUGAAUCAAGAUUUAGAUGAAACUUGGAUACACCAUUAUACUCCAGAAACAAAAACACAGUCAAAACAGUGGACUGCGAAAGGGGAAUUGGCUCCAAAAAAGGCAAAGGCCUGUUUCUUCGGCUGGGAAAGUGAUGGCGACUGGGAUAGUCAUGGACUAAAAGUUGCGCUCGGAGGACAGAGAUUUUCGUCAAAUGAGGAGGCCAUCACCUUCGUAAACAACUAUUUUGUAGAGAAAGACGCCAAGUACUAUUUGGACGGGUUGAAGAGAUGGGAGCAUCGCUGGGAGAAGUGUAUAGACUUACAAGGAGACUAUGUAGAAAAAUAA
Trachymyrmex cornetzi is the source of this 609-nucleotide messenger RNA. RefSeq lists its product as uncharacterized. Gene Ontology annotation, molecular function: nucleic acid binding. Bases 1 to 609 code for a protein of 202 amino acids. The record is from RefSeq and is a predicted model, not a curated record. The transcript has 4 exons. NCBI's taxonomy places the organism in Eukaryota, Metazoa, Arthropoda, Insecta, Hymenoptera, Formicidae.